CUCUCCACGCAAAGAGAGAAAUUUUCAUUCUCCAUUCAUCUUGCUAGCAGGCAAACUACCUGUAGACUGGCUCUAAAGUUGAGAAUUACUAAUCUAGAGGGAAACUGAAUAGGAAUUAUCGGUUUAUUGUUGGACAAGGUGAAAUCGUUUGCAAAUCUUAAACGAGGUCAAUUUGAAUCAUAGCCGGAAGAUCUAGGAAGGCAUCUAAGAGGUGUCAUUAAUGAACUCCAGAUCUACCUCAGGAAGUUCAAGCAGCUACAGAAAAAUGGGGAGCGAUGAUUAUUCUGUACGUUUGCAAAUGGCUUCCUAAUUCGGUGGAAAGUUAACAGCCAGUGGCUGCAAACCGGUUGUCCUGCCAGGCAGCGCUGCGUUUCUCUCGUUCAGCAUUUCUUCUGCCCUGGAGAAUAAGAAAUAAAAAUAAGAAAUGUUUCUGAGAUGUUUCUGCUAGUGGCUCUUUCAGAAGCCCUCCUGUUUUGGGCCUGGGUGUGCGGAUCGGAAGGCCUUUGUUCACCCAUCACGUUUUACAAAAACUGCUGGAUCCGACGAUUCCCAGGUCUUUCGAUUGACUUGGAGCAUUCUCAGAAGCAAGGAGCUCACAUCCUCAAUGUUUAUGCUGCAUCCACUGCCGGACAAUGCAGCCGAGCCUGCUGUGUCCUCAAAGACGUUUCCUGUAACUUAGCUGUUUUCUACUACAAAACCAAUAUCCAUGAUGUAAACUGCAUUCAUAUGUAUUGCCCGGUGCUGGAAAGCUGCAUAGUAAAACCUACAAGCAGUGUGAUCCUCUACAAUAUUACACCAGGUGUUGAUCCUGACCUUCUUGUUUUUGAGAAGCUCUCGUUCAAAGAUAUAAACACCAGGUCUUCUUUUAAUAAAUGGGAGAGGCAUGGCGGGGCACGGGUUGCUGACCUAGUAACAGACCAGGGUGAACUCUCUUCCCCAAGAUUCCUUUUCCUGGAGGCCUCCUCUUCCACAACAGCCCCAAAGCCAGACAUGGACAGGACUAGCAGGAGCUCAGCAGUAGAUGCUGCCCUCAAGAAUUCACCCGUCACGUUGACGGUGGCGGCUUCAGCAAUGGACCAUUCAGUGAAAGCAGCUGAGAUUCUUCCAGGGAGGAACACCUCUUCUACCACUUCAGAUAAGGUCAAGACAUCUCCUGUCUCUGUGCCUGCACUCAUCUGGACGGCGUCGCUAUCACCCAGUGGGGUCCUUCCCAAUAACAGCAAACCCUUGAAUGAAACCAAAGUCUACAGCGGAAGGAACAACAGUUCUGAUGAUGAAGGCCAGCGGCCCACACAGGAGACGGCGGGAACGGGGGGCUGGUUCUCUCUGAUUGUCCUUUGUUCUUCGUUGGCUUUCAUGUGCUGCUGCUGCUGCUGCGGGAUAUUUUUGGCAACCGGAUGGAAAAGGAGAGGUCGUUAUAAACCAAGGCAGAAAGGAAGAUCAGCACCCAACCAAUUCAUAAAAUACACUGCCAUUAAAAGUAGUUUUUAAUGGUCAGAUUCCAAAUUCAUCAGGAAGGGGAGGGAAGGUAGAGGAAGGGAAGGGUGCAGAGGUAAGCAAUAAAGAUGAUAAGGGAUC
Messenger RNA from Pseudonaja textilis, 1578 nucleotides. RefSeq names its product MANSC domain containing 4 (gene MANSC4). Lineage: Eukaryota; Metazoa; Chordata; Lepidosauria; Squamata; Elapidae. Gene Ontology annotation, biological process: epidermis development; epithelium development; extracellular matrix organization. Gene Ontology annotation, cellular component: plasma membrane. Gene Ontology annotation, molecular function: serine-type endopeptidase inhibitor activity. The record is from RefSeq and is a predicted model, not a curated record.